CGUGUCAGCUGUUCACAAAGUGUCAAAUUCCACAGCAAAAAAACGAAAUUUUCUUUAUAAAAACAAUAUAAAAAAAUAAGCAAUAAACAACAAAUAACGAGAAUUGAUGUAAAAUAAUUGUAAUUUCAAGCACUCAGCUAUAACCAUCACAUCAACAUAAUGGUCAUUGGGAGGGGAAAAUACCAAAUCAACAAAUUAAGGACAUUUAAGUGAUCUUUAUCUAACAAUAAUGCAAAGAAGGUCAAUUCAUAUGAUUCACAUGUCAAAACGUCUUUGGAAACGUCGUUGUUUUUAUCAAACUCACAAAACAAGACCCCAACAUAAAAGGCAAGCCUAUUGCCGAGCGUUAAGCUUCAUCCAUUCCAGCAGCUGGCGAGAAGGAAGAAAUAUUUGAUUAGGCGCAUCAGAAGAGAAUCACCAAAGCCAAAACAAGCACAAGUGCGAAUUGAAACUUGGUAUACUGUGAUACUUAAAACAAACGACGCCCAUCAUACUUCCUAAGUGUUGAGUGUAUAGAGGACGGCUUCAUCAUUAUACGACAACUGCUGAAGGAACAAAUACUACGACUUUUAGCUAUUACCUCUCUCACAUUGUCUCUGUCAUCGUCAUCAUCCAUAACCGCCAAACUGUUGUCAUUUUUCCAUACAUCUAGGGAGACUGGAAUCCCUGUUGGCAGUAGAUUCUCCUCCUUUGUCAUGCCGUCAUUUGUCGAUGAUGAUGAAUUGGAUACAAUUGCCGAUGUUAUGGGCCUACGUUCACAGGCCAGACUGGAUAAUUUUCGCGAAAUGUGGUAUCACAUCUUCUUGUGGGCCCUCUUCUCAUCCAUUUUCAUACACACAUGCGCCGCCGUAGUGGCGUUUGUAACGCUGCGAAAGCAUAAAUUCGGAAGAUUCUUUUCAAUAUUAAUCUUGGUUAUGGGCUUCCUUUCGCCGGCAUUGAGCGGUAUUAUAAGCAGCGCUGUCAUUGCUUUUGUUCAUCGUGCCUCCAGCCUGCCUAUGUCACCCAUUUACGCCAUGGUCUGGGGUGUGGGACAAACGCUGGUCUCGGCCUGUUUGGGAUUCACACGUAUACUGGCCACAUUGUAAAUAAUAGACACUCAUACAUACUUAGCUCCUACAUACAUACAUACAUAUACUCAUGCAUUUGUUCAUCAUAUACAGACACAUCCAGAUAUUGUUAUGUAUUUGAUUUGAUCCUUAUUUUUGUGUGUUUUCUCAUUGGCAUUGUUCCAAAACGCUAAGAGAAACUAUACACAUUCGAUAAACUACCAUGCCAAGCAGAAUUUCGAAUGUAGUCACAUUUAUUUUCAAGGUUAAUUUAGUUAGAGUUAUUGGUAUGCCCAGAUUUUGUUGGAGACCCUAACUAUGGAUUGUUUUCAAUUAUGGCCAACUUUUAUCAAAGAUACAUUUCUAAUAUGGGCCUAUAUUGUUUCUUGUAAUUCUUUACUCAAAACAUAUCCCCAUAAAAAAACAACAUCGCUCCCUCCUCCCAUUGCCUCAUUUGAUCUUUGUAAAUUUGUAUAAUCUUGAAAAAUGUAGUUUUUUAGAAAACAAAAACCAUGUAUUUUUCCAGAUCUUUUUUUUUUUUGUUUUUCUUUGUCAGUGGUAAAUUUUCCAAUUCUGAAGCAAUAGCCAAACCUAUGUACGAUCACGAAAAUAUUAUAUAGUAUACAUAUACAUACAUACAAUUAUUAAUCAUAAACUUACAACAUUACCAAUAAUUGUGUAGAGCGAACACCAAAAAAAAAAAAACAUAAAAAAAGCCAUUGUAACCGAAAUGAUAAAAUGACAUCAAUAUAAUAUAUGAUGAAAACAAAAUCCACAUGCAUUCAGACAAACUCAUCGGUUUUAUUGAUACAUAUAAAUAUAAUUAGAGAACUAAAUUUAAAAUUUAAUAAUAAUAAUAAAUAAAUUAAAGUGAAA
Molecule: messenger RNA, 1922 nt
Organism: Stomoxys calcitrans (stable fly)
Lineage: Eukaryota; Metazoa; Arthropoda; Insecta; Diptera; Muscidae
Product: transmembrane protein 170B
Exons: 2
Coding region: 696-1085 (129 amino acids)
Source: RefSeq, a predicted model, not a curated record